Asparagus officinalis (garden asparagus) is the source of this 1098-nucleotide messenger RNA. Its product is annotated as putative glucan endo-1,3-beta-glucosidase GVI. The record is from RefSeq and is a predicted model, not a curated record. NCBI's taxonomy places the organism in Eukaryota, Viridiplantae, Streptophyta, Magnoliopsida, Asparagales, Asparagaceae. Gene Ontology annotation, biological process: carbohydrate metabolic process. Gene Ontology annotation, cellular component: plasma membrane. The transcript is spliced from 3 exons. The coding region runs from base 35 to 1045 and encodes 336 amino acids. Gene Ontology annotation, molecular function: hydrolase activity, hydrolyzing O-glycosyl compounds.
CAUACAUAAAUUAAGAAGAAAGGAAAGAGAAAAAAUGGAGCAUUAUUUUCUUUGCGUUGUAGCUUUUGGAGUGCUAAUCUCUGCUGGCUUCCUUGUUCCUCCAGAAACUGAAGCAAUUGGCAUCAACUACGGCUUACUGGGCAACAACCUCCCACCACCAGACAAAGUAAUAUCCCUCUACAAAUCAAGAAACAUCACCAGCCUCCGCCUGUUCAACCCAAACUCCACGAUCAUCACUUCCCUCCAAAACUCGAACAUGGAUGUAAUCCUCGGUACUUACAACCAGGAUCUCCAAAAUCUUGCAAAAAACCCCUCGUUCGCAUCUCAAUGGGUCAAUACCAAUAUACUCCCAUACACAAAGUCUGUCAACUUUAAGUACGUUUCUGCUGGCAAUGAGGUGAUACCUGGAGAUUUGGAAGAUUUCGUGCUUCCGGCGAUGAAGAAUCUUGAUGCUGCACUACAAAAUGCGGGAUUGGAGAUUCCGGUGACCACUGCAGUGUCGACUCAGGUGCUUAAUGUUUCUUACCCCCCGUCUAAAGGGGAGUUUAGGGAUAUUAUGACGCCUCUGGUUGCGUUUCUGGAAGCUAAAAAGAGUCCAUUGCUCGUCAAUGUUUAUCCUUAUUUCGCAUAUUCAGGCGACCCACAAAAUGUGCAACUCGACUAUGCGCUCUUCACAGCAAACACUACCGUAGUGCAUGAUGGUCCACUUGGGUACUCAAACCUAUUCGAUGCAAUCCUAGAUGCGACAUAUACAGCAUUAGAGAAGGUCGGAGGAUCAAAUGUAGACAUCGUCGUGUCAGAGACUGGAUGGCCAUCAGGAGGCAACGGGCUAGGAGCCACAAUAGAGAAUGCAAAGAUCUAUAACAACAAUGUUGUGGCUCAUAUUGAGAAGAAUGCCGGAACUCCUAAGAAACCUGGAAAGAAAAUCGAGACGUAUUUGUUUGCUAUGUUCAAUGAGAACGAGAAGCCAGCGGGGACUGAGCAGAACUUUGGAUUGUAUCAUCCUGAUAUGACUGAAGUGUAUCAUGUUGAUUUUAGUUCUUAGGGACAUAUGUGUGUAUUGCUUGUUGAUAUUCUUUAUUAGAGACUGUUAUUUCA